AGGGGUAAGUACGCAAUUCCGUAAUUUCAGUAUACUUUCUAUUGUCGAACUUUAAAGAUAUUUUUUGACAGAAUGGCGCGAUUCACGAGAGUUCAAGUAAAUCAAAGCACUUGGGAGUUUCCAGACAUAUACGAGAUCGUGAGGCCCAUGGGCGAAGGUUCCUUUGGUCAGGUGGCCAGGAUGAGGCUACUUGGCGGUCAAAUGGAUGAUGUGGCCAUGAAGAAGCUGGUGCAGCCUUUCGAGAGAGAAGAGGAUGCCAAGGGCGCCUAUCGCGAGAUUCGCCUGCUGAAGCACAUGGAUCACCGGAAUGUUAUCAGCCUGCUCCAUGUUUUUCAUCCCCCGCUGCAAGGGAACGAUUUUCAGCAGGUCUAUCUGGUGACUCAACUGAUGGACGAGAACCUGCACAGAUUUUCCCGCUCAAACAGGAUCUCCCAGUACCAAAUUAGGUACAUCCUCUACCAAAUAUUGCGAGGUCUAAGGUACAUUCACAGCGCCGGCGUUCUUCAUCGCGAUCUGAAGCCCGGUAAUAUAGCGAUUAAUCAAAAUAUGGAGGUGCGAAUUCUCGACUUCGGUUUGGCCCGUUUGUCCAGCAAAAAUAUGUCGGACUAUGUUGGAACCGUUUGGUACCGGGCCCCCGAACUGCUCUUCCUCCGGGAUCAGUACACAAAUGCCAUCGAUAUGUGGUCUGUCGGUUGCAUCCUGGCGGAACUUAUCUCUGGUCAUGUCCUCUUUCCUGGCGACUGCUAUUUUAAUCAACUAGAGCGCCUGCUGGACAUAAUGGGCUCGCCGUCGGAGGAGUUCAUCAGCGGCAUAAACAUGAAGCAUUCUCGUAAUUACCUGGAAAAGUACGGCUAUCGCGAAAAACGCCACUUUCCGCAAAUGUUUCCGAAUGCCGAUCCUUUGGCCCUGGAUUUGAUGGAAGAAAUGCUGGAAAUGCUUCCCGAAAACCGUAUAACAGCGGAUGAGGCCAUAAAUCAUCCAUUUCUUAGGGAUUUCAUUGAGCCUCACCAUCGUGACGAGGACCUCGCACCAGCCUAUGAUCAAAACUUUGAAAAUAUGGUACUCCCUGUUAAUUGCUGGAAGGAACUUAUUUCCCACGAAAUUCAGAAUUUUAGACCACCUCCAUUUUAUGCGGAAGCUUUGGAAAGGUCUUAUAUGCAGCAGUAG
Drosophila takahashii is the source of this 1167-nucleotide messenger RNA. The record is from RefSeq and is a predicted model, not a curated record. Lineage: Eukaryota; Metazoa; Arthropoda; Insecta; Diptera; Drosophilidae.